This is a messenger RNA of Drosophila yakuba, 10899 nucleotides long. RefSeq names its product trichohyalin (gene brp). Gene Ontology annotation, biological process: neuromuscular synaptic transmission; maintenance of presynaptic active zone structure; regulation of synaptic plasticity. Lineage: Eukaryota; Metazoa; Arthropoda; Insecta; Diptera; Drosophilidae. The coding region runs from base 825 to 7556 and encodes 2243 amino acids. Gene Ontology annotation, cellular component: cytoskeleton of presynaptic active zone. The transcript has 22 exons. Gene Ontology annotation, molecular function: structural constituent of presynaptic active zone. The record is from RefSeq and is a predicted model, not a curated record.
CGGCGACUAUAUUAGCGACUGGCUCGCACGAGCGGCGCUCAGUUUUUUGAGGGUAGUUAGUUGGACAACGGCGUUGCCGAAAACGGGCCACCUCAGCUGCCGCACAAUACAUUUUUGGCCAUGUACAUAAAAGAAAAGCCGUUUAAAUCAUAAACACAAAAUGCAAUUAGCCAGCGAGCGCACGCCACGAAAGUCAACAAACUAACUAAGCCAGUGUCAUCAACUAAAUUAGUGCAAGCAGCAAGCAGCCAGCCGACCGGAACCGGAAAUGCCCAUUGAGCCGCCUGACAACAACCACGAACACAGUCACAAUCGCAAUCGCAGUCACCAGCACCAUUGCAUUGGCAACGGCCAUAAGGACGAGCAACAAAUCGCCCACACACACAUGUAGUUGCAGCGCGAGUGCGUCAGUGUGUGCGGGCUCUGAAAACCGGAAGCGGAAGUCGGGGAGCAGCAAGAGGAUUAACCGGAGAAGGAGGAGCAGGAGCAGCAGCUAGCUUAGCCAGUUUUUCAUUCGCCCGCAGUUCGUUAAGGAAAAUCAUUCAAAAUUCAUCGCCUAAGCAAAGCGGAUGCCGCACAAGAAAGAGAAAGAGAGAGAGAGACAGAGAGAGAAAGUGGCGAAUAGAUCAAUCAAUUAAUCAAUCAAAACCGAGCAUAUCAACCGAGAGGCCAAUACCAACCAGAGAACCGAAAUCAAAGUUCAACGUUGCAUUUAAGGUUGCACCCGGUAGCCCAGUUCAACUCCAACUGCAAACUCCGGUUCCACGUACCACAUUCCACUUGCACCCCGUGUGUGAUUGCAUGCCGCGGAUGAGCCGCGGAUUAUGUCACGUGACGAAUAUAAUCCAGUAACUAGCUCUGGUGUGCGCAGUCCGGGUCGCGUGCGGCGUCUCCAGGAAUUGCCGACGGUCGAUCGAUCCCCAUCCCGGGACUACGGAGCGCCACGCGGAAGUCCUCUAGCAAUGGGCAGUCCAUACUACCGCGACAUGGAUGAGCCAACCAGUCCGGCCGGAGCGGGUCACCAUCGCAGCCGGAGCGCCAGCAGACCACCGAUGGCCCAUGCCAUGGACUAUCCAAGAACCCGCUACCAAUCGCUGGAUCGCGGCGGACUCGUUGAUCCCCACGAUCGCGAGUUCAUACCCAUUCGGGAGCCCCGCGACCGCUCCAGGGACAGAUCCCUCGAACGGGGCCUGUACCUAGAGGACGAGCUCUAUGGCAGAUCAGCGCGCCAGAGUCCCAGCGCCAUGGGUGGAUACAACACGGGCAUGGGGCCCACAUCGGAUCGAGCUUACUUGGGCGACCUGCAGCACCAGAACACCGACCUGCAGCGGGAGCUGGGGAACCUCAAGCGGGAACUGGAGCUGACCAACCAGAAGCUGGGCAGCUCGAUGCACAGCAUCAAGACCUUCUGGUCGCCGGAGCUCAAGAAGGAGCGGGCUCUUAGGAAGGAGGAGAGCGCCAAGUACAGUCUGAUCAACGAUCAGUUGAAGCUGCUCAGCACGGAGAACCAGAAACAAGCCAUGCUGGUGCGCCAGCUGGAGGAGGAGCUGCGCCUGCGGAUGCGACAGCCCAACUUGGAGAUGCAGCAGCAGAUGGAGGCGAUCUACGCGGAGAACGACCACUUGCAGCGGGAGAUCAGCAUCCUGCGCGAGACGAUCAAGGAUCUCGAGUGCCGGGUGGAGACCCAGAAGCAAACACUGAUUGCCCGCGACGAGAGCAUCAAGAAGCUGCUGGAAAUGCUGCAGGCCAAGGGAAUGGGCAAAGAGGAGGAGCGCCAGAUGUUCCAGCAGAUGCAGGCCAUGGCCCAGAAGCAGAUGUACAAUAACUACACGGGCGCCAGCGGAAGCAGUCCUCCAUUGCCGGACAUUAUUGGCCAGUACUACGGGCCGGGAAGUCUGGGUCCCGGCCCCCUGUCCUACGGCUCGGGCAAUGGUUACGGCCCGCCCGGCUACGAUUUGUACGGCCCCUCGACCUCGACGGCAGCUGGUGGAUACGGACUGUACGAUCCCCAGAUCUACGGACCGUGCCAGCAAACCUCGCCUAUCCGGAGAAGGCGCUACAGCAUUGCCGGCCUGCCCUCGGCCACCAUGUACAAUGAUGUCUACGGCUAUCCGGCACCUCCGCUCCAGCAGACCAGCUCCUCGAACAUUGUGAAUCUGUUGAACGAGGCACACAAGUCGAUAUCGCGCAGCUCGCAGAUCCUGAAUCUCACUAAUCAGGCCCGUCAAUUGGGUCAGCUGGUGACCACGCCACUGGGUGGAGGCGGAGUUGGCAUGGGCCUGGGUCGAGUGGUCUCCAGUUACCCCACCCUGCAUCCGGGAGACACCUCGCCGCCGUACCUCAACGAUAACCUCAUGCAGAUGUCCACGAGCUUCUCCUCGCAGCCCAACAUGUACUUCCAGCCGCAGGCGCAGGUGCUGCCCACCCAGCUGACGGCGGCCCAGAGUGCCGCUGCAGCGGCUGCCCGACUGCGUCCGGCGUACUCCGUAACGAACCUGGUGUCCAGCUACCCGACGACGACCGCGGCGGGCUAUGGCUGCAAGUACGGGGGCUACGGGAAUCCGUACCAGACCGAUCUGGGCUACGGCAAUCCCCUGGCCCCCUUCCAGCAGCGCCAGCUGAUGGCCCACCAGUCGCUGCACGCCUCCAAUCCCGCCAUUUCGCAGUACUACCAGAACCAGGCAGGCGCAUCCGGAACGGGAGCCUCGGCUGCCGCCCUGGCCUACAACCUGCAGCAGCAGUUCGCGGGAACGCAACACUACGGCGGCGGAUCCCAAGGACCGCCGCUGGGACACUCGCACAUCCAGGCGUCGGUGCAGCAGCAGAUGCAUCCGCAGUACCAGUACCAUGUGCACCAGCACCAGAACCAUCUGCAGACACAUCCGCUGGCGGCGCUGGCCAACACGAGCGGUCCGUUCGGAGGAACGCUGGCCAGCAGUGCCAGGGACUAUGUGGAUGGACUGCAUCAUGCGGCCCACUCCCAUACGCAUCCGCAUACGCAUCCGCAUUCGCAUCCGCACCACUCCUCGCAUCAUUCGCAUCACACGGCAUACCCGCACUCGCAUUCGCACCAUCAGCAGCAGCAGCCGCAUCAAGCCCACCAUCACCACCAUCUGCCAUACUCGAAACUAGACUUAGAUUACCCGAAACUGCCGCAAGAGCAUAAGCGACAACUGGACGAAUUCCGUCUUGAAAUACAGAGAAGGGAUCAAGAGAUCCUGGCGAUGGCGGCCAAAAUGAAAACCCUCGAGGAGCAGCACCAGGACUACCAGCGGCACAUAGCGGUGCUCAAGGAGUCGCUAUGUGCCAAAGAGGAGCACUACAACAUGCUGCAGACGGACGUCGAGGAGAUGCGCGCCCGCCUCGAGGAGAAGAACCGCCUCAUCGAGAAGAAGACCCAGGGCACCCUGCAGACGGUCCAGGAGCGCAACCGCCUCACCAGCGAGCUCACCGAGAUCAAGGACCACAUGGACAUCAAGGACCGCAAGAUCAGCGUGCUGCAGCGCAAGAUUGAAAACCUGGAGGAUCUGCUGAAGGAGAAGGACAACCAGGUGGAUAUGGCGCGGGCACGUUUGUCGGCCAUGCAGGCGCACCACAGCAGCUCCGAGGGCGCCUUGACCAGCCUGGAGGAGGCCAUCGGCGACAAGGAGAAGCAGAUGGCCCAGCUGCGGGAUCAGCGGGAUCGCGCAGAGCACGAGAAGCAGGAGGAGCGGGAUCUUCACGAGCGCGAGGUGGCCGACUACAAGAUCAAGCUGCGGGCCGCCGAGAGCGAGGUGGAGAAGCUGCAGACGCGCCUGGAGCGGGCGGUCACCGAGCGGGAGCGGCUGGAGAUCAAGCUGGAGGCCUCGCAGAGCGAACUGGGCAAGUCGAAGGCUGAGCUGGAGAAGGCCACCUGCGAAAUGGGCAGGAGCAGCGCCGACUGGGAGUCCACCAAGCAGAGGAUCGCCCGCCUGGAGCUGGAGAACGAGCGGCUGAAACACGAUCUGGAGCGUUCGCAGAAUGUACAAAAGUUAAUGUUCGAAACGGGCAAGAUAUCGACAACCUUUGGCAGGACCACGAUGACCACGUCCCAGGAACUGGAUCGAGCCCAGGAGCGGGCCGACAAGGCCUCAGCGGAGCUGCGACGCACCCAGGCCGAGCUGAGAGUCACACAGUCGGAUGCGGAAAGAGCACGCGAGGAGGCGGCCGCCCUGCAGGAGAAGCUGGAGAAGAGCCAGGGCGAGGUGUACCGACUCAAGGCCAAGCUGGAGAACGCCCAGGGUGAGCAGGAGAGUCUGCGCCAGGAGCUGGAGAAGGCGCAGAGCGGUGUCUCUCGCAUCCACGCCGACCGCGAUCGGGCCUUCUCCGAGGUGGAAAAGAUCAAGGAGGAGAUGGAGCGCACCCAGGCCACGUUGGGCAAGUCGCAGCUGCAGCACGAGAAGCUGCAAAACUCGCUGGACAAGGCCCAGAACGAGGUCGAUCAUCUGCAGGAUAAGCUGGACAAGGCCAGCACGGAGAACCGCCGCCUGGUGCUCGAGAAGGAGAAGCUCACCUACGACUACGACAACCUGCAGUCGCAGCUGGACAAGGCCUUGGGCCAGGCCGCCAGGAUGCAGAAGGAGCGCGAGACCCUCUCCUUGGACACGGAUCGCAUUCGCGAGAAGCUGGAGAAGACGCAGGUGCAACUGGGUCGCAUCCAGAAGGAGCGGGAUCAAUUCUCCGAUGAGCUGGAGACGCUCAAGGAGCGCUCGGAAUCGGCACAGACCCUCCUCAUGAAGGCCGCCCGCGACCGGGAGGCGAUGCAAACGGAUCUGGAGGUCCUCAAGGAGCGCUACGAGAAGUCGCACGCCAUCCAGCAGAAACUCCAGAUGGAGCGCGACGAUGCGGUCACCGAAGUCGAGAUCCUCAAGGAGAAACUGGACAAGGCGCUGUACGCCAGCCAGAAGCUGAUCGACGAGAAGGACACCUCCAACAAGGAGUUUGAAAAGAUGCUGGAGAAGUACGACAGGGCCCAGAACGAGAUCUAUCGCCUUCAGUCCCGCUGCGAUACGGCAGAGGCGGACAGAGCCCGCCUGGAGGUGGAGGCGGAGCGAUCUGGUCUGGCUGCCAGCAAGGCUCGCGAGGAUCUGCGCAAGCUGCAGGACGAGAGCACCCGGCUGCAGGAGGCCUGCGAUCGGGCGGCGCUCCAGUUGAGCCGCGCCAAGGAGUGCGAGGACAAUGCGCGCAGCGAGCUGGAGCACAGUCGCGAUCGCUUCGACAAGCUGCAAACGGACAUUCGGCGGGCCCAGGGCGAGAAGGAGCACUUCCAGUCCGAGCUGGAGAGGGUCACCUACGAACUGGAGCGGGCACAUGCCGCCCAAACCAAGGCGGGCGCCAGCGUGGAGGCGGCCAAGGAGGAGGCGGCCCACUAUGCCGUGGAGCUUGAGAAAAUGCGCGACCGCUACGAGAAGAGCCAGGUGGAGCUGCGCAAACUGCAGGACACAGACACCUUUGGCCGGGAGACGCGCCGCCUCAAGGAGGAGAACGAGCGGCUGCGCGAGAAGCUGGACAAGACGCUUAUGGAACUGGAGACCAUCCGCGGCAAGUCGCAGUACGAGUCGGAGUCCUUCGAGAAGUACAAGGACAAGUACGAGAAGAUCGAGAUGGAGGUGCAGAACAUGGAGUCGAAGCUGCACGAGACCAGCCUGCAGCUGGAGCUAUCGAAGGGCGAGGUGGCCAAGAUGCUGGCCAACCAGGACAAGCAGCGAUCCGAGCUGGAACGGGCGCACAUCGAGCGGGAGAAGGCCCGGGACAAGCAUGAGAAGCUACUGAAGGAGGUCGAUCGUUUGCGCCUGCAACAGUCCUCGGUGAGCCCCGGCGAUCCGGUCCGAGCGUCGACGUCCUCCUCUUCCGCUCUGUCCGCUGGCGAGCGGCAGGAGAUCGACCGCCUGCGGGAUCGCCUUGAGAAGGCGCUGCAGUCGCGUGACGCCACCGAGCUGGAGGCCGGUCGCUUGGCCAAGGAACUGGAGAAGGCGCAAAUGCAUCUGGCCAAGCAGCAGGAGAACACCGAGUCCACGCGCAUCGAGUUCGAGCGCAUGGGUGCUGAGCUGGGUCGCCUUCACGAUCGCCUCGAGAAGGCCGAGGCUGAGCGGGAGGCACUGCGUCAAGCGAGCCGGAGCGGCGGAGCAGGCUCUGCCCCCCAUCCGCAGCUGGAGAAGCACGUCCAGAAGCUGGAGUCAGACGUCAAGCAGCUGGCCAUGGAGCGGGAGCAGCUGGUCCUGCAACUGGAGAAGAGCCAGGAGAUCCUCAUGAACUUCCAAAAGGAGCUCCAGAACGCAGAGGCGGAGUUGCAGAAGACGCGCGAGGAGAACCGCAAGCUGCGCAACGGUCACCAACUGCCGCCUGCCGCCGCUCCACCCGCCGGAGCCUCUCCCGCCGAGAUCCAGGCCAUGCAGAAGGAGAUCCAGACCCUCCAGCAGAAGCUCCAGGAGUCGGAGCGCGCCCUGCAGGCCGCCGGUCCCCAACAGGCCCAGGCUGCCGCGGCGGCGGGCGCGAGUCGCGAGGAGAUCGAGCAAUGGCGCAAGGUCAUCGAGCAGGAGAAGGGUCGCGCCGACAUGGCCGACAAGGCUGCCCAGGAGAUGCACAAGCGCAUUCAGCUUAUGGACCAACACAUCAAGGAUCAGCACGCCCAGAUGCAAAAGAUGCAGCAGCAGAUGCAACAGCAGCAGCAGGCGGCGCAACAGGCCGCGCAGCAGGCGGCGCAGCAGGCGGCGCAGCAGCAGCAGUCCGCAGCAAGUGCCGGCGGAGCGGACGCCAAAGAGUUGGAGAAGGUCAGGGGCGAACUGCAGGCGGCGUGCACCGAGCGGGAUCGCUUCCAGCAGCAGCUGGAGCUCCUGGUCACGGAGCUGGAGAAGAGCAAGAUGUCCAACCAGGAGCAGACAAAACAGCUCCAAACGGCGCAGCAGCAAGUGCAGCAACUGCAGCAGCAGGUACAACAGCUGCAACAGCAGAUGCAACAACUGCAGCAGGCUGCCAGUGCGGGAGCAGGCGCCACCGACGUGCAGCGCCAGCAGCUGGAGCAGCAGCAGAAGCAGCUGGAGGAGGUGCGCAAGCAGAUCGACAACCAGGCCAAGGCCACCGAGGGCGAGCGCAAGAUCAUCGACGAGCAGCGCAAGCAGAUCGACGCCAAGCGCAAGGACAUCGAGGACAAGGAGAAGAAGAUGGCCGAUUUCGACGUCCAGCUGCGCAAGCGCAAGGAGCAGAUGGACCAGCUGGAGAAGUCCCUCCAGACGCAAGGAGGCGGAGCGGCGGCCGCCGGCGAGCUGAACAAGAAGCUCAUGGACACGCAGCGGCAGCUGGAAGCAUGCGUCAAGGAGCUUCAGAAUACAAAGGAGGAGCACAAGAAGGCGGCAACCGAAACGGAGCGUUUGCUGCAAUUGGUACAAAUGUCGCAGGAGGAGCAGAACGCCAAGGAGAAGACCAUCAUGGAUUUGCAACAAGCCUUAAAGAUCGCUCAAGCCAAAGUCAAACAAGCACAAACGCAGCAGCAGCAACAGCAGGAUGCUGGGCCAGCUGGCUUCUUGAAGAGCUUUUUCUAAACAGUGCCCUCGCGAAGCCACAGACACACACAUCUAGUGAUGCAGAUGAGGCAAAAGGAUUUUACCCGUACUACUUACCCAAAGCGAUAAUGGAAAACCAAAAACAGCAAGAAGUUACCAAAAGCACUGUCUACUAUUUUGUAUACUACCGAUGCCGAUACCAAUACCAACUAUGCAGUAUUUCUACGACUCUCACACACAUACACUCUACACACACUGAAACACACAGGGACACACACACAUUUGUAAAUGACACUAUGUAAAUGCAAUGCGAAAGGCAUAUUAUUUGAUAUUUAUGUGUAUUGUGUAAUUAGGUUGCCGCUAUACUCAAAUUGUGGAUGCAUUUAAAAGUCAGCUCGUAUAGCGUACUUUGUAAACUCUCUUAACUCUCUCUAACUCACUAACUCAAUCCUUUUCGAACUCAAAAUCGAACUCAACUUAAAGUUUAUCGUUAGCCAAACACCAACUCCUUCUUAGCCCAAUUACCCCCACUCGAGAGUCCUUCUGUCCCUCACUCUUUCUCUGUCGCUCGGAUCUGCAGCACGUAGACUACGUCCUCGGGCACUGCAUCCCCAUCCCCAUCCCCAUCCACAUCCCCAUGCCCAUAUUUCCGUAGGACCCACCCAUUAGUCACUAGUUUUCCCACUGGGCGAAUGUUAUGGCAUUGAAGUUGAACGAGAAGAAAGGCAGCGAAGUAAUUGCAUUAAUUGAGUGCUGCAUUGGACCCAAAGUGCAGCAUGUACUUACAAUUAUCGACGAUAUAUACACACAUACAUAUAUAGUAUGUAUGCUAGCCUCUGUUAUAGUUAGUCAAACAUGAGCAUCCUACGCCCAUCAAUCACACUGUACAUAAGUCAUUCGCAUCGGACUCAUGGCGGAAAGGUAUAGAUACAGAUACGGAUACACUACGUAGAGCAAUACAUGAUAGACCACAGAUUAUACAAGUAUGAUAUAGAUACGAGUACCAUAUGUAAAAUUAUUGCGAUUAUAAAAUUAUAUUGCCUAGCCUUUAGCCGUGUACCGUGUACCAAAGAACUAUCACUGCAGACCCCAAAGGAAGAUCACUACCUACCAUUCAGCUAUUAUGGAUAUUAUCGAUAAAAUAAACUCGAACGUCAACUACAACAAGUGCAAUCUCUAUUUUAAUUAGUUAAAUCUACACGAUACCCCCACGUUCCUUAGCCCCCGACUAAAUAGAUCGAGUCCACUACGCAAGCUUUACCCAAGUCAGCUGUGAAUGCGCAUAGUAAGAGUAUAGUACUUGUAGUACUUAUUGUAGAUCGAUAGUUCCACUCUAGUCCAGGUCACUCGAAACGUUGCUUUUGGUUUAGAUAAGGAGCGAAAGUGUUAUUGUUAUCAGACAUGAAGGACUUAUGCCCCUGUAAUGCAUACAUAGCUAUAGAGGAAUAGUUGCGAAUGUGUACAAACUAUAGAGUACCAUAUUGACUAGCAUGAACUAGUGUUUUUCAUUUCGUUCCCUAUAAUUUAAACUUGAAGGAAGUAGAAAUCGAAGUGAAGAAGCAAGAAGAACGAAGUAUGGAGUUAUCACUGCCAGUGUAAGCAAGAAUGUUGAUAGAUGGGGAAAUGUAAGAUCCGAUUAAUCCUAGGGCCUAUCAUUAGUAUAUCAUUUGACUUUCGGUUACCAAAGAAACCAACCACGAAGACAUUCAGCAAGAGGCACACCACGAUCAUAUCAUACAAGCCUAUAUCAUAGCCCCAGAAACGAAGGAUAGCUGACCCUAGCGCUCUCAUUGUCCUCGGAUCCUUCCACCCAUUCUAGAACGAUCGAUUGUUGAAUUGGAAAAGCACCCUCGACCUUUUAGGUAAUCGAUUAACGACCAAGUAAACUACGAUAGAGCUGCACUCUCCGCUUUCUUUUCGGUUUCGCAAUCGUUCGAUUUGUGUACAUAAGUUAGGGUCCUGCUUUUCCUCUCGCCAAAUGAGUUCCCUAACAAGUUCCUAUACCAGGAACCUCGGGUUUUGGUGCGGCUGGAGGGCAGAAAGCCAUACGAGUUCGCGAGUCAAGUAAAAAAGUAAAAAGUAAAAGCUAGCAACAUCUUCGUGCUCGACAGAAGUGUACAUAGGUGUCUAGUUAUGUAAGCAUAACAGAAGCUGUAUAAUAUAUGAAAUAAUAUACUAUAUAUGAUAUACGAUAUAAUGUAAUCAUCAAUCUAUAUCCAGACCAUUGAGAACACGAGAACAAUUACUAUCGACAAAUCAAACCGAACAAACUUCACCGUAGGACACAUCACUUUGGCUACCGAAGGUGCAAACAAAUUACACACCACGUUGACAAUACAAUCACCCACAAAUACACGUUAACACUGAACACCCUUUGGAUGCCCCCAAUAUAUACCCCUCGAUUACGAUCCAUUGCCGCUAUAUGGAAGCCCACAUAUCCGAGUCGAGAUGGCGCUAAUCUCAUGUCCACUAAGCCCCCCAGAUAUCACAUACGCGAACCGACAUUUUGGGAGCGAUUUCUUGGUCACUCGAUUAGUAGGUCACAGGUCACUGGUUACCGGUCACUUUCACCUUCGAUCUUGAUCUCGAUUUGCAGUUAUAGAGGAAGAAACGUUUGCCUUUAACUACUUAACUUAACUUACCACGUAUCGUAUUGUUAGCCUAGAUAGUCUCAAUUACAGCAGCAGCAGAAGCAGCAGUGACGAACAAACUGAGAUUAAGAACAUGAACUAACGGUCUAUCUACUAUAGUAUUUGCCGUAACACUUUAAUCAUAUUAUCCCCGCCGUCGUGUACCCUACUUACAAAUACAAAUACGAAACUAUCGGAUAGCAAGGAAAGCUUCGACAACUUUUUCUAUACAAAUCUAGCGAACAUAACAAUAACAAGAGAUACAUAUAUGAUAAAACAGAAAAGAGCUAACAGCAAACCCCAAUUCUCGUAUAAUGUAAUUUAGCAAAUUGUAAACCCAAUAUAGGCAGACACUCUCUCGCAAAACAAAACCCCGAAUAUCAGGCGAGGAUUGCUGGCAGAUUAAUGAAUUUAUAGGGGAGAGUCUCGAUCGGGAGUCGAGCGUUACCUAUCGAUAAUGCUAGCGAAGAAUUGUAGCCCCAGUGUGUACUUCUCUGUACAUAGACCUAUAUAUAUAAAUACUUACGAUUAUGACUAGAGCAAAGCAUACGACGAUAGAUGAAUAUAGGAAUAUAGGGAAACAAGGCAUAUAUACAUAGCAGAUAUGGAAAGAGAGCGCAAAUUAUAUAGAUACUACUACUGCAUCACUCAUCAAGAUCAAAGCCGAAGAUCGUAGUCAGAGCAAACACUUCGAUGGAGAGGAGGAGGCAGAGCAGAGGAGUCUAGAUCCCCAGACAACCAAAAAACCAGAC